This is a messenger RNA of Striga asiatica, 2039 nucleotides long. The record is from the annotation of a GenBank genome assembly. Lineage: Eukaryota; Viridiplantae; Streptophyta; Magnoliopsida; Lamiales; Orobanchaceae.
AUGGACAGACAUCGUUAUCAUGGCCCUGUGAUUGCGAUUAUAGAGUGCCCUAAAAUCCAGUUACUAAAGUCUGGUAUACGGGCACUGGAAGAAUUUCCAUGUGUAGCCAUCCCUUCCAAUGUUCGUGAUAGCCAAUAUCAGGCUAUUGGUUGGCAGGUAAUUGCUGCGAAAAUUGGAUUACAAAGAUGUGCUGCGUCAUCACAGUGGUUUAAUGAGAGAGUUACACUUUCACGAUAUGCCCAUGUUCCAAUGGGAAAUUCUGAAGAUGACUGGCUCAUGCAACAGGUUCUUUGGAUAUCUGAUAAUGGCAUCCCAGACUUGGGAGGCACUAAUGAAGAAGUACCGUGUUUUAUAGAUGAGGUCAAUCAAUCUGUUCUCACUUACCCUGGUGCAUAUAGGAAGGUUACUGUUGAGCUUAAGAUCCAUCACCUAGCAGUCAAUGCACUUCUGAAAAGUAACCAAGGGAAUGAAAUGGAAGGAGGUGCUUUAUUUGGUCUAGACCAGGAAUUGAAUUCCGCUUCAUUUAACUCUGACAAACUGUACUGUUUUGAUGAGGAGACAUCGUGUGCACCAGCAUUUCGUGUUCUUAAACAGUUGAUCCAGAGAUGCCUUGCUGAUGCAGUAACAUCAGGAAAUGUUUUUGCUGAUGCUAUACUGCAGCAUCUCCCAAAUUCCAAACUUCAUGACCCUUCCGUACACCGCAUGCUACAUAAGAUUAUGCAGAAGGUGUUAGCUUUGCUGAUGGCGGAUUUCCGCAAAUUAGGUGCAACAGUUGUAUUUGCUAGCUUCAGCAGAGUUGUCAUUGAUACAGGAAAAUCUGAUAUAUCUGCUGCAAAAACUUAUUGUGAUACUAUACUCAAAACUCUGCAGACUAGGGACCUAUUUGAGUGGAUUGAACUUGAACCUGUCCAGUUUUGGCAUUCGCUGCUCUUUAUGGAUCAGUACAACUACGGUGGAAUCCAAGCUAGAUUAGAAGACAGACCCACUGAAGAAUCUUCGAGAGCAAGUGUGGAGAACAUGCCAGACGACUACCAAGUGGAAAUUAUCUCCAGCUGGACUAUUGCGGAAAACUUAACCAAAAAAGCCCAGGGCCACUUCAUCGUGAUUGUUUCUGAGUUUUUGUAUUUCCCAUGGAAGUUUGCGCAAGAAGAAGCUGCUAAGCGUGCAUCGACCACAGGUGACCUAUGUACUCCAUCAAUCACAGCUUCUACUGCAGAAAUUCUUGAAACUCAGAUGACUGAAUUUCUGAAGAAAAAGAUUGCAUCUGAGUUUACAGAAAAACUUCUUAAGAUUGUCUGUGAUCCAAGUCUCCAUGUAAAAGAAAAAAACAAAUCGCAGGGUGAUCAAAACAUCUCAACUGGAGGUUUGCCAUCAUUGAAUAACAUCCAUAAGGGAGAUUCUGCUCUGGAUUUUAUCAAGUACGUCUGUGCAGCUUUGGCACUUGACCAAAAAGUUCAGCAUGAAGUUCUGUUCCACAUUGUUCGAAUUGUCCACUGUUACCUAGCAUUGAACUACUGCAAGGACUGUAGGGACCUUGACUUGUGCCGUGACAGGACCUUAGUCUCCCAGCAAUGGCAUUGUCCCGUGCCACAUUGUGGUCAACCCUAUGAUCGUGAAUUGAUGGAGAAUUCCCUAAUUCAGAUUGCACGCCAAAGGGAGAGAUUGUACCACCUUCAGGACCUUGUGUGCCUCAAGUGCCACCAGAUAAAAGCUGCCCAUUUGGCCGAACACUGCACAUGUGCUGGCUCAUUCACCUGCAAGGAGGACCCAUCUGAGUUUCGUAAUAAGAUGCAGAUUAUUUUGAAUGUGGCGGUUGACCAGAAAUUCCAGCUUCUACAAGAAUGCGUCUCGUGGAUCUUAGAAGUUAGGUAACUCUGACUGAUUUAAACUGGGGUGAACAUCUCAGGUUGAUGAGUGUAAUUUGUAUAUAGUUCUUAUUGCAUGGGGUGAUGGUUAAAAGGAUUAAAGUUACUGAAGAUAGGUAUUGGACAUUUGGACUCUUGUGAUGUAUAUAGAUGCCACCAUUUGGGUGUUGCUAU